AUGGCAUAUCAGGUCGAUUAUAAUGCCUAUAGGACCUAUCAAAGCGAUUGUGGGGCGAAGUUUAAUGACACGGCGCAAUUACAAAACCAAACCGCCCUUUACGACGAAAACUCCGAGUACAUCUGCGAUAUUUGCAAAUCUCAUAAUUUCUCUGGCAUGGUAUACCACUGCAGUACAUGUCUUAAUGGAGACUUCGACAUGUGCGAAUCUUGCCGAGCUCAAGGUCGCAAUUGCUUUUGUGUUCGUAGCGGAAAUAUAACCCCCCUGCGUAUCAUCCCUGGGAAAGGUCGAAAAUACGGUACUAUAGCUGGAACGGGAACGAAUAUAGAUCCAGAAGAUCUUGCAGGCACGACAUUAUCGGAUCUGCUGCCUCUUAAUAUUACCUUAAACGACCCUCUCGAAAAUCCGGAACUAUUGCCUUAUUACCAACGCUUCGCCGCAUAUACGGAUACGCACCGAAACCCCCCAUAUAACACAUUCUUGUGCACUAGUACCCAUGAAUACGAAACAUGGGAGAACGAAUCGUAUAAGCCCCAAAGGGCGUUUUACGAACAGAAAAUUGCCGACUUCAAUGAAAUCGUGAACGAAGCGAGACACUUUGCGCAGUAUAAUGCUAGAUCUGGAAUUAAAGGAUGGGAAUAUCAAACUCCGGACGGAGAGCUGGUGGAUACCCUGGACUUUGUAAUACACUUAGCUAUUAAACUGGAAGAAACCUAUAAGGACUUAUCCGAUCUAGUUGAUGAGAUGAACAAGCAGUGGGCGGCAAAAGAAAUUUAUGAGGCACAAAGGAAUGGAAACCAUCAACAUGUGAGCGUAUGCGAGGGAUGGUUUUCGAAGGUGGCAAGAGAGGAAGCGGUCAACUACCUCAGGUCAAAAUACGAGCGACUGACUGAGACUCUAAAAGAUCUGGAGAUAGCUGUCAAAAAGGCUCAAGCGCUCGAGAAGUAUGCUUGUGAUAUUGUUAUUGCUAAAGCAUCAGCGGAGGUGGACGUGAUAAAAUCAAAAGGCCAAUUCCAGUCGACACACGAAGAAAGAACGAAAGCCACCGACACUUUAAAACAUCACUACGAUAUACGACAGAAAUUAGAGGAGCGACUACUGAGGUUUAGAAGAGUACACAUAAAUUCUUAUCUAGCUUACCGGCUAUCGGAAUCCCCAGAAAAUGAAAUAGCGGCCAAAUCCGAAUGUGAAACUUCACUAAAUGGAGCCACACGAAUAGAGGAGGAAGCGAUACGAAGUAUUUCGGAAGAAUACGAUAUCAGAGUUACCAAAUCGCUGCUGCCUGCUAUAUCAAGUGUCUCCGCAAUGGUACCCGCUUUGCCGCAAUAUUAUUCAGCACCAGCGAGCCAAACCAGUAUCCAACCACCGCCUUUGCCGCCACAAGAUGGUAGUGCCAGCACAACUUUUCAGACUUCCAACGGUUCGGCACCCACUAGUACGACGGUCUCAGGGAAUCCACCGAAAUUUCAGAUGCCGUUAUCAUACUAUAGCAAUAUGCUAACUCAGCAGCAUGUGACAACUAUGAACAUUAUCAACAAUAUCGCUGGAGGAAAUACAACAUACAGUGUUAUAAAUCCGAUUACCGGGUUGAAAUACUGGUGA
Molecule: messenger RNA, 1602 nt
Organism: Orbilia oligospora ATCC 24927
Lineage: Eukaryota; Fungi; Ascomycota; Orbiliomycetes; Orbiliales; Orbiliaceae
Exons: 2
Coding region: 1-1602 (533 amino acids)
Molecular function (GO): zinc ion binding
Source: RefSeq, a predicted model, not a curated record